Dentiscutata erythropus is the source of this 1053-nucleotide messenger RNA. Lineage: Eukaryota; Fungi; Glomeromycota; Glomeromycetes; Diversisporales; Gigasporaceae. The record is from the annotation of a GenBank genome assembly.
AUGGAGCAAAAUUAUUAUGAUGCAAGUGUUGAAGGAAAAAAAUUAUCAUUUUACGAAAAUUGUGAAAAUUGUUAUUUACCAAAACCAAAUGAUUUUUGUACUUUUUGCGAGAAGGAGGAAAUAUUAAUACGUUUAAAUAAGCAAUCUCAACAACAAAUGCAAUUUUGUGAGAAAUGUAAUUCAUUAUUUUCAAGCAACUACUGUAUUUCUUGUAAUAAUAAAUUAUAUGAAGAUAAGGAUUUCAAAGAAAUAGAAAAUGAAGAAAAAUCAAAACAAGCAACUUCUUCACAGAAUGAAGGAAUAUUUGAUUUUGUAAUUCAAAAAUAUUCUUAUACUCCAUUACAAGUUGGUUAUGUAAAUAAUAACAAAAUUUUUUGGUCAGAUAAUGAAUUAUCAAUGGAUGAUAGCACUGAAGUUGAAUAUAAUUUCGCUAUCUCCAAUUAUAGUUAUACUUGUACUAUAGAGGAGAAAUUACAUAAUGCAUUAGCUAUUUUGAAUAUAAUUCAAGGGCUUGGUAUUUCGGUAGAUGAGACGAGAGAAUCUAUUAAUACACAACUUAAAGUGCAAGCAAAUCUUAAAAAAAAUUAUAAAGAAAUAAUUAAUAAGUAUGAAAUUGAAAGACGUGAUUUUUCCAUAGUUAUACCAUUAACUGAUGAAAAGAAAACUUGGAUCAAAAUAUUUGAAGAAGGAAGAAUCGCAAUUGAUGAUUCAAAAUUAUUAAAGAUUUGGAAAUAUACUUGUCCUAGCAGAGAAGAAUAUAUUGCAAAUCCAUGUGAUCGAAUUGAAGCUUUUUAUAAAAUUUCAAAUUAUUGGCGAGGUCAUGAAUUUGAACUAGUUAUUCGAAAGAUUUUAAAUUCUUCUAGUAUUUUGGCUAAUGAGCUCAGGGAGAUGAGAAUGGAUUUUAAAGAAUAUAUUAAAACUAUUGAAAACAAUACCCCUCAAUUAGAAUUAGUUGAUUUUUAUGCAGAAACAUUUGAGAUAGAUGAAAUUAAAUGUAGAAAUGUUUUUAUUAAAAAGAUUAUUAUUAAUUCUUCUCGAUAUAAACCAUAUUAA